AUGACGAAAGACGGCAAGCACACACCAACCACCGACGAGCUGCUGGCUCAGUUCGACGACCUGAGCGUCGAUGCCGUCAACGCCAAACCACCACAGCCAGGCAAGCAAGGAGCCGUCGAGGACGACGUGCUUGAUGAAUUCCAGAAUCUAGUCUCCCAGAGGCCCGCAAGUCGCCCUGCAACGCCCCAGAUCUCAUCGCCCUCGACCAAGUCACCGAAGCCGGCGGCGGCUACCGCUACACCCACUACCGACCGGUCCAGCGAGGAGAAGUUACAGACCAGGAAGUCAGGAGAUAGCACAAGAGCAUACCAUCGGAGCAUCACGCCCUUAUCAGAGACACAGAAUACACCGCCGAGCCCACCACAGCCGCAGACCAGUAGCAGUAGCGGCGGCGGCGGCGGAGGUGGAUGGUGGGGUGGUCUCUUUGCUACGGCUACCGCGGCCGUCAAGCAAGCUGAGGCAGCAGUGCAGGAGAUCCGGAAAAACGAAGACGCCCAGAAAUGGGCAGACCAGGUCCGUGGUAAUGUCGGUGCUCUUAGGGGACUCGGGGGAGAGCUACGCACACUCGCACUUCCAACGGUUACAUCCCUUCUCCACACUCUGGCUCCUCCAAUAUCAACUCAUGAACGUCUCCAAAUCCAUAUCACGCAUGAUCUCCAAGGAUAUCCUGCCCUAGAUCCUCUCAUAUACAAUGUGUUUUCCCGAGUCAUGGCCCAGGUCGAGGGAGGUGACUUACUCGUCAUCCAACGUGGCCAGGAAGCUGCACCAAAGCGUGGAGAGGGCGCGGGUACCAGUCAAUAUAGCUCAGCAGGUUGGAAUGAUGGGCCAUGGUGGCGUUAUGCCUCUCCAGGAGGUGGUCGCUCGAUCUCUGCCAUCAAGGGUACCAUGGUAGCCAGCAAGCUUGCGCGAGCGAGUGCUGAGUCUUACGCAAAUGACUUUUUCGCAGCUCGCGGCGGUAUAGAAGAAGCUACCCGUCAAGCUUCCGAAAUUCUAUCCGACACCAAUCCCGUCAGGAAUAGUGAUAUCUUCCUGGCAAUCCAAGCUAUCAGCCAGCCCGUAUCAGAAGACCUUUUCCAGGCCGGCGCUGGACCCAGCGGAGAAACUGACAAGCCAACCAGCGGCGUCGUGGAGGCUGAACAAGAAACUGAGGAAGAAGUGUCCUUCGCCGUGUACCUGCAUGAUCCCAUCCAUGGCAUUGCUUUCCAUACAAUAUCCCAGUCUAUUCCACAGAAAUGGAUCGACUGGCUUGAUGCUCCUGCCCCUGACCCCUCUUCCGCAGACCAAAGCUCUGCCUCUCAAGAAAUGCAAUCAACCGUUCCAGAAGCCAUUGCUGAAAUAAUUGAGAGCGGAGGAGUCGAUCCACGUGAAUGGGUGGCCGAAUGGGUUGAAGACGCAAUUACUUUGGCCGUGGGUGUUGUUGCACAGCGCUACGUGGCUAGGAGAAUGGGCGUUGGUGUCGGCGGUAUCAACAAGGGAAAGAUGAAAGCUGAGCAGGCUACUGUUGUUGACAGCGGAGCUGGGGAGGCUGCAAGGGCUAUUUAG
Trichophyton verrucosum HKI 0517 is the source of this 1542-nucleotide messenger RNA. RefSeq lists its product as uncharacterized. The coding region runs from base 1 to 1542 and encodes 513 amino acids. NCBI's taxonomy places the organism in Eukaryota, Fungi, Ascomycota, Eurotiomycetes, Onygenales, Arthrodermataceae. The transcript has 2 exons. The record is from RefSeq and is a predicted model, not a curated record.